AUGGGGGAGAAGCCGGUUUUCACCAACUACACACCCAUCCUGUGCCCCAAAGCUCCCAUUUCUAAAGUCUUUGCAAUGUCUCACACCCUGAUUAUCCAACCAGUCACGGUGGAUGAGAUUCCCGCCAUCACUCAACUCUGGUAUACAGCCUUCAACAUCCCAAUCAACCUGCGCAUGUUCCCCGAUACUCCCGGCGUGCGCGCGUGGUGGAACGAAGCCAACCGCCACGACGUCCUCGACAACCCGCGCCGAAAAUUACUCAAGGUGGUCGAUCCCUCCACGCCGGAUCAGAUCAUCGCCUAUGCAAAGUGGGAUCUGGAUCCAUCGGAGAGUGGCGCGCGCUUCCCACCCUGGCACGAGGAGUCGGACCGGGAGACCUGCGAACGCCUGUUCACGAGUCUGGGGGAGAAGCGACGGGCCUUUUUGGGGCACCGGAAACACUUUUAUUUAGAUAUGUUGGUCACUCAUCCCGAGUAUCGGGGUCGAGGUGCCGCGUCCUUGCUGGUGAAAUGGGGUUGUGACCUUGCCGACGAGGAAGGAGUGCCGGCGUAUCUGGAUGCUCAUGAAGAUGCGGCACUUUUCUAUAGAAAGUUUGGAUUUCAGAAUUGUUAUGAUCAAGGCGUGACCGCGGAUGGAGCUCUUCCGAUGAUUCGAGAGCCUCAGCAGCAAGCAGUGAACUGA
Messenger RNA from Penicillium diatomitis, 681 nucleotides. RefSeq lists its product as uncharacterized. The transcript has 3 exons. Lineage: Eukaryota; Fungi; Ascomycota; Eurotiomycetes; Eurotiales; Aspergillaceae. Gene Ontology annotation, molecular function: acyltransferase activity, transferring groups other than amino-acyl groups. The record is from RefSeq and is a predicted model, not a curated record. The coding region runs from base 1 to 681 and encodes 226 amino acids.